AUGUAUUUUAUCGCUUCAUCUGGGGCUAGGCCUGUUUCCGAAAGGCUAAGCAAGAUCAUGCGACUAAGACAACGAAGACGCGCCAAUGGGACAAGAGUUCCUUCCAUAGCAUCAAGAUCUCAAGUGUCUCAACACACUUCAAGACACACAGCGAGCUGCGAUGUUUCUCUCCUUUACAAAAACGGGUGGUUUUUAGCUGUCUAUAAUGACGGCAAUAUCAAUGGAACUUCUGAUGCUCGGAGCCCAGACAGUAAGUCAACAUGUUACGUUUAAGUUGCUUUGUAGUUAUAUUGUUGUCUCAGCGUUCUGCUUAGAAUGACUAAAAUAUUCCACUUUUAGCUCCAUUGCAAUAUAGAAAAUUAAACUGAACAUUUACGACUAAAGAUGUCUCUUUGCGUAUGUUAAUAUGUUGUGCUCGGACAAUAGGCCUCCGCAACUCAAUAACUUACAAUACAGCACUAGCCUCGUAAUCUUGAGCGCUUAGACAGAGUCAUGCCCUUCAUUUGUUAAUUAUUAUUUCUUGCAGUAAAACUUCAACAGCGAUCAGUUGGGACGAGCUUGGUCCAACUUUUUAGCAAGAAAGCGUCCCUUUACGUAGCCAUGUCUUCUACAGGAGGGGUAUACACUACGGUAAGAUAGUUAACGUCAUUGUUUGUUAUCAUUAACAUUAUCGUUAAAAGUUAUAAUGCUAGGUAAUAUUUCUUCUACUUCAUGAAACAAAUUCGUGGAAAGAUAUAACCAUUGGAAAUACCAGGUGUCUGAGAGGGUACGAGUUUUAAAUGAUACUAACGACUAAGUGAAAAUCUUGAGUGUAUCAAGAGGGUCGGGAAAUUAACCUUUACCGAUGUUAGGCCUACAUUGCGCCGCUAAUAAUUGGUAAAAUGUCUAAUGCCUCAUUAUACAGUGAAAUUCUUUCAUUUGAAAAUUAAUUCGACUUCAGUUGCAGUAAUGCUCGAGCGUAUUUCUUCGUCCAGAGGCUUAUUGGCUACAGUUUUACUGGGAUUUGGUUUUAAAGUGUGAUUGUUAACCUUCAAUCAAUGUCUAUAUUUGAUAGAUUACUAAGCGCAUGUUGUUGUAACAAUUUGCAUGAUUUUGGAAGAAAGUCGCGUCAGUAUAUGUGUUGUUAUUCUCGGGCAAAUAUUGCUUCCCACGUUUAAUAUUCUUGUGAUAAUUUAGUAACAAUUCCUACUUGUUUAUUUAAUGCGUCGUUCGCUUGCCGCAAUAAAAAAGAAAAAAAAAUUGAAAGGAAAUUAAGUGCAUGAUUUAUUACAAGUUGUAAUCUAUUGUGACUGACGCCCCCGAAUAAAAAUGGACGGGUCCAUCGGGUCACGGCCUAUAUCUUUCACAAAUUCCUAACAACAAAAAUCGAAGAGCCGAAAGCAAAUCUGUGAUUUUUCAAAAAAAAGUUAAAGAGAUAUGCAAUCAUUAGUAAUAUUUCACUAACAACUUUUUGUUUGUAUGUUUUUUGCAGGGAUCAUCAACUGACGAAACAAUAUUCCAAGAAACCCACGAACCAGAUGGUCAUCAUACCUUCGCUUCGUAUAAAUAUUACAUUCCAAAAAACAGCAAGUAUAACAAGCCACUCUUUUUAGCCAUUAGGACUCGAACAGGUCACAUGAAGAAUGGGACGAGAACCAAAAGAGGUAACAAAGCUACGCAACUGACGAUACUGAAAGAACAGGACACCUCUUGA
Porites lobata is the source of this 1693-nucleotide messenger RNA. NCBI's taxonomy places the organism in Eukaryota, Metazoa, Cnidaria, Anthozoa, Scleractinia, Poritidae. The record is from the annotation of a GenBank genome assembly.